AUGCAAACCAGCCGGGCUCCGGCCACCAGCGUCAGCGCCGAGAGCUGCAUCCCGGCCGGGCUGCGCCUGGGUCCUGUGCCGGGCAUCUUCAAACUGGGCAAGUACCUGUCGGACCGCAGGGAGCCGGGACCAAAAAAAAAGGUGCGGAUGGUGAGAGGGGAGUUAGUGGAUGAAGCCGGGAGCUCAGCUCUGGAAUGGAUAGGGUUAAUCCGGGCUGCCCGGAACGCCCAGGAGCAGACACUGGAGGCUGUUGCGGAUCUGCCAGGAGGACAGAUUUUCUACCGGGCGCUGCGAGAUGUCCAGCCGGGAGAGGAGCUCACCGUCUGGUACUCCAACCCUCUGGCGCAGUGGUUUGACAUCCCCGUCACGGCCACCCCGACGCACGACGAGAAAGGGGAGGAGCGGUACAUCUGCUGGUACUGCUGGAGGACCUUCAAGUACCCCAACAGCCUCAAGGCCCACGUCCACUUCCACUGCGCACUGAGCCACGGCCGCCCCUUCCUUCACCACGACCACGGCCGCCCCACCGCCGCCGCCUUCGGCCUCCCCCCCAAAGAGCCGCCGGCCUCCGCGCUGCGUGGCCAUCCGCCGCCGGGCUGCGGCCCGAGGGAGGCCGUCAAGCGGGAGGCCGCCGCCGGUGUCUCCCCGCCGCUCGCCAAGCCGGGACUGUCCAAGCGGGUGUCGGGAAAGGAGGAGCAGGAGCGCGCCCUGGACAUGAGCGUGGGGGCCGCCCGCGGACCGGAGCCGCUGCUGGGGCCGGCGGGGGGCAACGGGCUGGCGCUGUGCCCCGGGGCCCGCUCGGCCUUCCGCCCCGCCGGGCCGCUGCGGGAGGAGGCGCGGGGCUCCGCUGCCCUCGGCUUCUCCAAGCUGCUGGGGGGGCUGAAGGCGGGACGCGCCGCCGCCGAGGCGCCGCCCAAGUGCGGGGCGCUGCCGGGCGAGGCCGCUCCCCCGGCGGCCGCGGGGCUGGCGUGCGGCGGCGGGCUCCGCGCCUUCCCGCUGCUCUCGCCGCUGGAGGAGGCCUCGGCCUUUCGGCAGGUGGAGCGGGGACUGCCCGCCGCCGCGCUGCCCCCCGCACGCUACCCGCCGCUGCCCGGCGGUGCGCUGGAGCGCUUCGCCCUGCCACCCUUCGAGGGGCUGAAGGCCUACGCGGGGGAGUGCGGGCUGCCGGUGAUGCCGCUCACCGUCUACAACGGGGAGCUGCUCUACGGUGCUGCUCCCUACUACCCGCUGAAGCUGCAUCUCGGCGGCCUCCUCAAGUACCCCGAGUCCGUGUCGUACUUUGGCGGGCCGGCGGCCGGGCUGCACGCCGCCGAGCUGGGCUCGCUGGCCAGCAUCGACCGGGAGAUCGCCAUGCACACCCAGCAGCUCUCCGAGCUGGCGGCGGAGAAGGGUCGCGGCCGGCUGGAAGCAUUGCCCGCCGGGGCGGCGCCGGGGGCCGGCGGCAAACCCAAAACUGGGCACCUAUGCCUGUACUGCGGGAAGCUGUACUCCCGCAAGUACGGGCUGAAGAUCCACAUGCGGACUCACACCGGCUACAAGCCGCUCAAGUGCAAGGUCUGCCUGCGGCCCUUCGGGGACCCCAGCAACCUCAACAAGCACAUCCGGCUGCACGCCGAGGGCAACACUCCCUACCGCUGCGAGUACUGCGGCAAGGUGCUGGUGCGGCGGCGCGACCUGGAGCGCCACGUUAAGUCCCGUCACCCCGGGCAGAGCCUCGGCAAGGCGGCCGAGGACAAGAGUGACUCUGGCUACGCGCAGCCCGGCGAGCAGGAGCAAAAGACUGACAACGAGAGCGACGUGGAUGUCUGCUUCACCGACGACCAGAGCGACCCGGAGAGCGGCAGCAGGAACCACGAGCAGUGAUGGAGGAGGCGGCCCGGGGUGGGACGGGGGCGGGGGGCUGGCUGCAGACCUCCCUCACACCUAACUCUGAGCUCCUGGCCUCCUAGGGUGGUGCCGGGAGGCCGUGCCGCGGGAGUGUGCGGGCUGGCAGAUCCCGCCGGUGGCGGGGCGGUCGGGAGGUCCCGACUCUCCCGCCGCCGUUUCGCCCGCAGUGCCGGGAGAAGGUCGGGAGAAGGGAGAAACCCUGGCGGGGCCGGGAUCCCCCCCGGAAAGGCACCGAGCCCAUGCUUCAGUGGCCGUAUACUUUUAUGGUACCUUUGUGUGGAGGAAAUUGUGCCUUUUGGAAACGAUUUUUUUCUAUGUGCUCUCCCGCCGCUGUUUCCAGCUGCCCGAACCGGGCAGUCCCGGGGCUGCAAGCGCCUCUGGCAUCUCUACACUUUAUCCGACAUCUCAGACGUGCUUUCGCGGGGCCUAAUAAAGCAAUACCAACAGCUUUCUUUUAUUAUUACGAUUCUUUUCUAAAGAAAAAGAGGCAAGAGAAAGCCACACUCAGAGCACUGAAGAGGUUUGCAUAUAACAGGUGCACCGUUUGAUCAAGUUGCAAUUAUUUAUAUCAGAUACUGUUCGAGUGAGAGAUGUAAAAUACCUACCGAAAAGCAUGAGUCUCAAAGCACGCACUCUAGCAUUUUAAAGGAAACACACUCUGUUUGGUAGAAUACAACUGUGGUGUCUGUCUGUUUUCUAAUGGCUGAUGUACAGUGGGUACAGUAUUUUGGUCCUGGUUCCAGUUUGUCAUGCGAUUUUUUUUCAAAAAAAAAAAAAAAAAAAAAAGAAAGACAAAAAAAGGGAAAAAAUAAAGUUAAUGACAGACUGGUGCUUGUCGAGUCCUUCUCUGAAGUGCUGCCAGCAGGAUCUAGCUGAAGUGCUGCCAGCAGGAUCUAGCUGAAGUGCUGCCAGCAGGAUCUAGCUCACCCUUCUCCACAACGCUUCUGGGGAUCAGUUCAGCCCAGAUCCUGCUGCAUUCACUGCCGUUGGGUCGAGCUUUAAAGAAUUUCCCCCUGAAUAUUUCGUCUGAAUGUUUUCCUUCUCUCAGCAAAAAAAGGGCCCAAACCCCAACCAAUCAAGUCCGCAAAACCCCAAUCGAACAAAGCGCAAACGAAAAACACCCUAAUAGCACC
Molecule: messenger RNA, 3020 nt
Organism: Pogoniulus pusillus (Red-fronted tinkerbird)
Lineage: Eukaryota; Metazoa; Chordata; Aves; Piciformes; Lybiidae
Gene: PRDM13
Product: PR/SET domain 13
Exons: 4
Coding region: 1-1863 (620 amino acids)
Biological process (GO): embryo development; regulation of transcription by RNA polymerase II
Cellular component (GO): nucleus
Molecular function (GO): protein binding; RNA polymerase II transcription regulatory region sequence-specific DNA binding; DNA-binding transcription factor activity, RNA polymerase II-specific
Source: RefSeq, a predicted model, not a curated record